Molecule: messenger RNA, 993 nt
Organism: Babesia microti strain RI
Lineage: Eukaryota; Apicomplexa; Aconoidasida; Piroplasmida; Babesiidae
Exons: 1
Coding region: 1-993 (330 amino acids)
Biological process (GO): protein transport to vacuole involved in ubiquitin-dependent protein catabolic process via the multivesicular body sorting pathway
Cellular component (GO): late endosome membrane; ESCRT II complex
Molecular function (GO): ubiquitin binding
Source: RefSeq, a predicted model, not a curated record
AUGGGUUUUUUGAUUUUCGACUACGACGAAGAAAUAUUGGGUCUAUAUUUAGAGGUUUUUCUAGUGUCUUCUAGCAAAAAAUCAUUCGUGGAAUUACUUACUACUAAUAAGAGGUUGGUAUUCAUUGAAAGAGGUAAAAUUUCAGUUAUUUGGCACUGUGAUAUAAUAAGCUGCGAUUUUUUUACCAAUAAAUGUUUCAUCUUCGGCAAUUUUAUAAAACUUAAAUGUAAGAACGGCGGAUUUAUCAUCUACAGCAAAGAAUCUCCAUUAAUAUACAACAACAUAAUGUAUCAUUUCAAUCAUGCUAGUGGUAAAAUAACAACCCCUGGUAUCGCACAAAUUAUUGCUAAGCAUCGUGAAAUGGAUGUAAAACCUUUCAACAAUUUCAUGUUUAUAAGCGAAAUUGGCGAGUUGAAGAAAAAGGUUGAUGAAAUAAUCUCUGUGUCUGAUAAGAUAACGCCAAUAUUGAGUCCCAUAAAUUGCACCUUGGAUGAAAUCAUAAGUAUAGUGUCAAACAAGUCUAUUGAUAAUUUAUCUGAAUUUGUUAAUCAAGCGAAGAAUUUGACAGAAAGGCCACUGUUAGACAGCCUAUAUGACAUACUGGACCUGAUCACCCGAGACACCGGGGCCAUACUGUUAAUAGACCUUUACUGCGUAGUAAACAAGUGUAACUUGGGUCACAUAACUCCGGCACAAUUGCUGGACAUUGCCACUAAUAUUGGGCGCAAUUACAAGCUUGCAGAUCUUUCCAAUGAUAAAUCCAAAAGGAUCCUGGCAAUAGUAAAUAAUAGCUCCAAGGAACGGCUAUUGGAAACCAUCAAAUCUAUUGGGGAAUUUAGCGCCGGCAUUAGUGCCAACCAGUACAGUAUGAUUUGUGGCAUUUCUGCAAUGCUGGCAGAAUACCAAUUAAGUAUUGCCGAAUCCAGCGGAUUUGUCGUGAGAGACCAGUCACUCCAGGGUAUUAGAUACUACAUCACCCCUAACAGCACUUGA